Molecule: messenger RNA, 414 nt
Organism: Aspergillus wentii DTO 134E9
Lineage: Eukaryota; Fungi; Ascomycota; Eurotiomycetes; Eurotiales; Aspergillaceae
Exons: 1
Source: RefSeq, a predicted model, not a curated record
AUGGCACGUUUCACAAGUAAAUCUUCGAGUACCGUGAGAGCAAAAGGGUAUCUAGUGUUUGAAAAGGAAGGCAUUCUUAACGUUUGCGUUCUUCCUUUACAGGCCGAGGCCCUGGAGGAGGCCACCAAGAACGUUGUUCAGGACGUUAGCGAGACCACCCUGGGUGAGGCCACCGAGGAUCUGGGUAAGGCCACCAGCGUUGAUACCGUUGAGAAGGCCAGUAAGCUGGUUCAGGUUGAGGCUGCCAUCCUGGGCACCGCUAAGGAUGGAGCUAGCAAGGUCGUUGACGGUGGCAAGAGCGCCGGAGUCACGGCCGAGGAGACCACCACCAAGGAUACCACCGAGAACGUUGUUCAGGACGUGAGUGAGGCCACCCUGGGUGAGACCACCGAGGAUCUGAGUAAGACCACCAGC